UCUGCAUCCCACGAAGGACUACAUGUCCCAAACUGCAUUGCUACAACUCACCAUUGUUAAGAUCCAUAUGUGCCACAACUGCUGACAUCUACAUACUAGAACCGCCUGACUUCUGUUUUUAAUCUUGGGCGACUAAGGUCUGGCUUGAGUGUCUCUCUCUCUCUCUUUACCCCCCUCUCUCUCUUUCUCUCUUUCUCUCUACUCUCUCCCUCCCUUACUCUUUCUCUCCAGAGUCCUCGGGCCGCACACAACUGUACCUGAAGAGAGAGAAGCAGGAAGGUUUACUUUGAGUUGUGCAGCCAUGUUUGCUCUGGGAUCCAUCCUGUUGGCUGGACUGAGUCUGAGUUUAGCUCAGUACGAUUACUAUGAUGAAUACUACAUACCCUCCGCACCACUGGAGGGCGUUUCAUCACCUACUUGUGCCCAGGAGUGCGAAUGUCCCAUCAACUUUCCCACUGCCAUGUACUGCAAUGAGCGCAACUUGAAGUUCAUCCCCAUCGUGCCGACCGGAAUCAAAUACCUCUACUUACAGAACAACUUCAUUGAGGAGAUCAAGGCUGGCGUGUUUGACAAUGCCACAGACCUUCGCUGGCUUGUCCUCGACAACAACAACAUCACCAGUGACAAGAUCCAGGCUGGUACUAUUGAUAAACUAGGGAGCUUGGAGAAGCUCCUCUUCAGUCAUAACAAGCUGACCAAACCCCCAGGUUCUCUUUCGAAGUCUCUGGAUGAGUUGAAGCUGAUCGGUAACAAGUUGUCCUCAUUCCCUGCUAACACUUUGGCUGGGAUGGAAAACCUGACCACCGUCCACUUGUCCAAGAACAAGCUUACCACCGAGAGCAUCACAGGAGCCUUCAAGGGCCUCAAGUCCCUCAUUCUGCUGGAUGUGAGCGAGAACAAGCUCAAGAAACUUCCCUCGGGAGUUCCAGCUUCGCUUUUGAUGCUCUAUGCUGACAAUAAUGACAUCGACAGCAUCCCUAACGGCUACCUGGCAAAGCUGCCACUCCUACAAUACCUCCGCAUCUCCCACAACAAACUUGUCGACUCAGGAGUCCCUGCAGGAGUGUUCAACGUGUCCUCUCUUCUUGAGCUUGACCUGUCUUUCAACAAGCUGAAGACCAUCCCUGAGAUCAACGAAUCACUCGAACACCUCUACCUGCAAGUCAAUGAGAUAAACAAGUUUGAGCUGACGAAUAUCUGCAAGUUUAGCUCACCGGUCAACUACUCUAGACUGAGGACCCUGCGCUUGGAUGGAAACAACAUCACACACAGCAGUAUGCCAGAUGACACGGCUAACUGCCUACGCCAGGCCUCAGAGAUCAUCUUUGAAUAGAGCUAAAUCUCGCCAGUAGUUCAUCAAACAAAAUAAGGCUUCAACUCUUAUUAAACCAGGGCAGCCCAAAACUGUUCCUGGAGGUCCAAUGUCCUGUAGAGUUUAGCUCCUGAACAAGCUAAUGAAAAUCUUCAGACUCACUAUAAACUUCUAAGCAAUUGUGUUGUAACUAAAAUUUGCAGGACUUUGGCUCUUCAGGAGCAGGAUUGGAUGCCUAAACCUGUUCCCAGAUGGCCACUAUCUUGCAGAGUUUAGCUCCUAAACAUGCUGAUGAAUGUCUUAAGGCUCAUUUGAAACUUCUCAGCAAUUGUGUUGUAGCUAAAAUUUGCAGGACUUUGGCUCUUCGGGAGCUGGAUUGGAUGCCUAAAUCUGUUCCCAGAUGGCCACUAUCUUGUUAGUUUAGCUCCUGAAAAACUAAUGAAGUUCUUAAGUCUCAACAUAACUUCUUAGUGCAUUGGAGCUUAAAUCUGCAGGACUUUGGACUCUGGAUGUCUUUAUUCGUGAUUCUGGCAACCACAUUUGGUCAUUUGCACAUUGUCGACAAUAUUUGCUGUUUAAAAAGUUUGGAUUAAAAAUGGGCAGCAAUAGUCUGAAAAUCUUGAAAAUCUGGCACAUAAAAGAUCUGUCUUGUAUUAUAAUGUAUGAAAAGUGGACAUUUCAAUCUAAAGAGAGAGGCAUAUUGCUGUGCACUCUAUAAGAAGUUGCGCUAUAUGUCAUCUAACUGCAUCUUAUUUUAUUUUCGCAUGUUAAAAUCUUUAAUCAUUCGAAACUGUAAUCAUAUUAUUAAUAAGCCUGCCGGUAAGGAUAUUCGAUUGUUUUCUAUACAACUUAUAGAUAAGAACUAAACGCACAAUAGUGCAUUUUAAUUUACGCCAAAUAAAAAAACAAAUUUUGUAAAUUGAGUGAAUUCUAUCCAAUCUCAAAGGGGGUUUAUUUAAAUGAGAAACUGCAGUGGCAAUUUUUUAAUCGCAAACUAGUAGCAGCUUGCAUUUCUAAACACUGCCAACAUUUAUACCAUAUUCUACUGUAUCUGCAUGCAGCUCAUCUUAAUUUUGUAACAGUAAUUCCUUUCAGUUCUAUGGUAAACAGCAAUGAUUUUUUUGAUGUAUUCAAUACACCAUUUCACAUCAUCACAAUGUUAGUCAAAUUAUUGAACCACGAGAUUACCAUAACUUUGGCAGACUGUUAUGUAAAAAUUGUUUUCAAGUUUCCUGAUUGUUUUGUUCCUCAAGACAACAUCAAAGCAGUUUGUUCAUCUUAAAUUGAAUAAAAAAACAUUAUGUGGGAGAUACUGAUGGUGUCAACUCUAAAAUCAGAUCAAAUAUAGUAUUAUAAUACAGUGCAAUUUCAUUUAUCAAGUAAUCAGUGAAGUCAUGCUUUAAAUUGUAUUAAGUGUUGUUUGUCUAACUAAAAUUACGCUUGCACGUCACAGUUCAGGCAAGCUUCUCCAAAUUUGAUUGUUUUGAUCUUAAUUGUUGCCCAUCUAGCAUGACUUGAUGUGGAUUUCCAUUUCUUAACCCCACUGUUUGGAAUGUAAAGAAUGUUCUGGUAUGAAUCUGUCCUUCUUCCCUCUCCGUUUUGGCCUCUCACUCAGACUCCUGGUUGCCAAUUUAGUUCUUUUUGAAGCAGAGCCAUGAUGACAGAACUACUUCCUGUAGGAAGCGUGUUCACUUGAUGUCUGAAGAACAGGCUGUGAAUAUAAAAAACAGUGAAAAGAUAAAAAUGGUCACUGUAUACCUGCUGGCAGCCCAUGAUAAGAAAUAUUUGACUUAAUGUUACUUUCAAAGGUUAGACAAAAUCAAAUCAUCCAAUAAAAAUGAUAGGCUUUAGUAGUAGUUUUAUGUUAAAUCUUUAUGCAUGUCCAUAAAACCCAAACUGCGAUCAAAUUGUAGCCUUAAAGGAUCAGUUCACCCCUAAAAAAUUAAAGAUCUGUUAUUAAAUUCUCCCUAUCGUGUUGUUUCAAUUCCCUGAAAGUACAUUAAUCUUCAUAUUAAGACAUGUUAAGAUAGUUUAGAUAAAUUGUGAGAGCCCUCUCGUCUUCCAAAAGACAGCAAAGUUCAGCAAAGGCAAUGUUCUUAAGAGUAACUGUAAUGAUAUGAAGCUCCAAGAACACUGUGUGCCAAAUAAAAUGUAAAUACGUUCGCAUAUAUCUGCUCUCCUACAAGAGGUCAUCUAGGUGCACAUUUAUUAAGGGAAGUAUGACAUAUUGCUAUUAUUGCCCAUAGUGAACACACAGCCGAAUAUAAUGUCUGUGAUGUAAAUCUGUGACGUAUUCAUACUGUCCUUACACAUCUCAGUUCAUGGGUCUACUACAUUGUAAUUAAACUUUUAGCCUCAUGACAUAGAAAAAUAUGCAAACUUCCAAAGGUCAUCCGGGUUCACCUACUGUGCACUCUUGUAAAUAAUGGCCAUUGAUCUUCCAAGAAUAUCCUUUAACAUCCAAAGUAAAUUGACCUGUACUUCCCAGAGGUUCGUUACAGUGUAAAAAUGGUUCUUCUGAUUAUUCAAAUGUUAUUUGUGCUAAGAAACUAAUGGUUCAUGAAAGGUUAUUUAAAUAACGCAAAGCAUUUAUAAAGUGAUAGUUACUCAACAGUUAAUAAAAGUAUAUAUAUUUUCAUUUUUGUGUAAAUGGUUUCUUCUUUAAGUAAAUAAGCCCCUUUUUUGUUAGUUUCUUUAUGGCAUUGCUACAAAAACUCUUCAAAAUCUUUGUUUUUAAGAGUGUUUUUAAGUGUAGCUUGGAUGUUCAUAUCUUCUCACCAGUGUUUGAGUUAGCUGUAAACAUUUAUUCCCUUCCUUGGCCCGGGACAUACCUUGGAUGAAUCAUAAAAUAUCCCAACAGUUGGUCCAUUCUUUCCUUAUACUUCUUCCAACCAUCUGCUUCUAUCUGUCUCUCCGUCCCAAACCACACCUUUAUGACAGACACUUCAAACGUUGCAUUUAACAUAACUACAGAUUUGAGCACGAGUCAGAGCUAGCACUAAAAAUGAGUGUUUUAUUUAAAACAGUAGAAUUUGCAGGCAGACAACCUAGCAUUCCAGAGGAAUGAAGUGUUUUGGGUGACCAUCUGAUAGUUAUACAGCAAGGCAUUGUGGGAGUUCUUUUGUCUAUGUGUUGGAAACAGAUGAUGGAUGGGAAGUUCUGGCUUUAUAGCAGCCUGAAAAUAUAAGAUCACCACAAGCUGAUUUUGCACUUUUGAUUGCCUUUUUUCCCCCCAAAUGUUGAGGAUGAAACACGGUUUUCUGUCAUUUCACCAUACGCAUUGUACCAUACAUCAGAAGGAAAAAGAAAUGUUGAAAAGAAUCUUGGUUCAGGCCAUUGAUUGUUCAUUAGAGACUGAUCUUUGCAAAAGUUUGGCAUACAUCACCAGAGCGAAGUUUGUCUUUCUUCAAAUUUGUGUUUUUGCUACAGCACUGUAAAGACACUUAACUUUUGAUCUUGCCAUGUCAUAUGUGUUUUUUUUCAGUGUGCUUGUCAGCUGUGCAAUUGUGGUCUUGCUAAAAAACCACAGCCUGUUAUUCAGCAAUACUUAAAAGACUUUGAGUGGGAAAGAGACCAUUGUGGUGUUUCUUAGCUUGUUCUCCUACAGCUGAUCUCUUGAGAGAAAAGAGUUUCCUGUUGUUGUUUAGAGCACAACUGCUGUCUUGCACUGUCAUGCUAUGUGAGAACACAGGCAACAUAAAUAAAUAAAUACAUUUGCAGAGUAAACACAGAUACCGUAAAGGGAUGAUUAAAUAUUAUUUGCUACAUGGGA
Danio aesculapii is the source of this 5084-nucleotide messenger RNA. RefSeq names its product lumican (gene lum). The record is from RefSeq and is a predicted model, not a curated record. The transcript has 3 exons. NCBI's taxonomy places the organism in Eukaryota, Metazoa, Chordata, Actinopteri, Cypriniformes, Danionidae. The coding region runs from base 302 to 1333 and encodes 343 amino acids. Gene Ontology annotation, molecular function: protein binding.